UCAAGCCUUUUCGUCUCGAGAGCAGCAGCAAUGAGCAAGAUCAGCAGGCGGAAGUCACCGAAGUUCGGCUCUUCCAAGGGGAAGCAGAAUCCAUUCCAGAACCGAGGGAUGGACAAGUUUAACGAGGUCUACUCCGAGCUGGAGAAACUGCGAGCUUCGAUUGCCGCUGAGGAAGGGGUGUCUACCUCGGAUGUUUGGUUCACGAGGGGCACGUCCAAAGGAAGGGACUGGGUACCGGUUGUAGUUGGCAGGAGUCGCUCAUCGUCCACCCCUUCUCGAGGGGAUUCGCAGCCUCUGACUCGGCUAGACAAGCAGAAUUCUUCCGCGGAGAGCAAGACCGGGGAUGACGUUGUCUCGGAUCAAGCUUCCGUCGAGGAGGAAAGCCAUAGCCUCAAGGAUUGCAGCAAACAAUCUUGGCUGUCCGUCAAGUUUGAGCAGCUUGUCCACGAGUUACAACACGGGACGAGGAAGGCGCUCAAGGCAAUCACAUUGUUCAUCAUGAUAGUCGCGGCAAUAGUGGACGUGCUGAUAGCGGUCGUGGCCGGCAUCACCUCGUCUUUCAUCGCUAGGCACUUGAGACCGAUGUGGGCUCGUUACCUUCCGGUGAAUUUCCCGCAGCAGCCCAACAGCGACCUCAGUUUUGCGCCUUCGGUAACAAUGAGAUCACUGCCGGGCUCGAUGAGCUGUGUUUCGGCCCCUACUUCCCCGAGGCAACCCCAUCAGUUUGGAUCAGGUGGAAGUUUCAGCAACACCAGCGACUUCAGCAGGACAACGUCAGCGAGCACACCGGUGAGCCCGGUGAUGAGCUGCUCGACGUUUUUCAGCUCGGACAAGCCGCAGGAAGUCGGAAGUCCGGCCCACAGACACCAACCGAGGAACAAUCCGUUUCAAAGCGAGCAACAACAGGGUGGAAGUCCGGCGCACAGGCAUCAAAGCGAGCAACAACAAGGUGGGAGUCCGGCCCACAGACACCAGCCGAGAUUUCAAAGCGAGCAACGAGGUGGAAGCCCGGCUCAUAGGCAUCAAACCGAGCAACAACAAGGUGGAAGUCCGGCUCAUAGGCAUCACAGCGAGCAGAGAAGCCAUCACCAAAGCAGGCUAAAUCAUCUCCAGCAGCAGGAAGAACUCGAGAGCUGCGUUGGUGGCAACGGUGGGGGUGCUGUCCAAGUGAUGCUCAUCGUCGUGGUGAUCCUCUUCGGGCUCACCAGCACCGGGAUGGUCGCGGCGAUCGUGUUCGCGUCCAUGGCCUGGUUCGUCUUCCCGGCCGCGAGAAAAGUUAGCUCCAACCCGUCGAACAGGACAAUCUUCCAACACGACGAGUUGAGAAAAGGCUUAAGCGCGUGACAGAAAAAACUGUAAAUCAUUUCUCUCUUUUGGGAAUCGCCAGGCAUGAUCAUUUCCAAGCAAUGUUUUAAAGGUAAACAACAGUGGAUCCCGAAGUGUCAAAGGUCGUACAGUGAUCGUACAGUGUUUUACGUGUGAUCGUGCAAAGAUUGUAAAGAGAAAAACAAAAAGAUUGGAAGGUAUGGAAUAAGCCGCCGAUUUUCUUUGUUAA
Messenger RNA from Selaginella moellendorffii, 1555 nucleotides. RefSeq lists its product as uncharacterized. The record is from RefSeq and is a predicted model, not a curated record. The transcript has a single exon. Bases 31 to 1344 code for a protein of 437 amino acids. NCBI's taxonomy places the organism in Eukaryota, Viridiplantae, Streptophyta, Lycopodiopsida, Selaginellales, Selaginellaceae.